AUGAGAGAAGUCAUUAGUUUGAACGUCGGCCAGGCUGGCUGCCAGAUUGCCAACUCGUGCUGGGAGCUGUACUGCUUGGAACACGGAAUCCAACCCGAUGGUUACCUGACCGAAGAACGCAAAGCUGCCGAUCCUGACCAAGGUUUCAGCACCUUCUUCUCUGAGACCGGCAAUGGCAAAUAUGUCCCUCGCACCAUCUACGCCGAUCUUGAGCCCAAUGUCGUUGAUGAAGUCCGCACCGGCACAUACCGAAGUCUCUUCCACCCAGAGCAAAUGAUUACCGGAAAAGAGGAUGCCUCCAACAACUAUGCUCGAGGGCACUACACUGUCGGCAAAGAAUUGAUCGACCAGGUCUUGGACAAGGUUCGACGAGUUGCUGAUAACUGCACUGGUCUCCAAGGCUUCCUUGUCUUCCAUUCCUUCGGUGGUGGCACUGGAUCUGGUUUCGGUGCUCUGUUGAUGGAACGUUUGUCUGUUGACUACGGCAAGAAGUGCAAACUCGAAUUCGUUGUCUAUCCCGCACCACAGAACGCAACCUCAGUGGUUGAACCGUACAAUUCGAUUCUCACCACUCAUACCACACUGGAACACUCCGAUUGCAGUUUCAUGGUUGACAAUGAGGCAAUCUAUGAUAUUUGCCGACGCAAUCUUGGGAUUGAGAGACCCAACUUCGAGAAUCUCAAUCGCUUGAUCGCGCAAGUUGUCUCUUCCAUCACCGCCUCUCUGCGAUUCGACGGCUCUCUCAAUGUCGAUCUGGCCGAGUUUCAGACCAAUUUGGUGCCAUAUCCACGUAUUCAUUUCCCCCUCGUGGCUUAUGCUCCAGUCAUCUCGGCUGCAAAGGCUCAGCAUGAGGCCAACUCUGUGCAAGAAAUCUCCAUGUCCUGCUUUGAGCCCAACAACCAGAUGGUCAAAUGUGAUCCCCGCAACGGCAAAUACAUGGCCACUUGCUUGUUGUACCGUGGAGACGUUGUUCCCAAGGAUGUGCAUAGCGCAGUUGCUACUCUCAAGACCAAGCGAACCAUUCAGUUUGUGGACUGGUGCCCUACUGGAUUCAAGAUUGGUAUUUGCUUCCAGCCUCCUCAGAUGGUUCCAAACGGAGAUCUUGCCAAGGUCAACCGCGCUGUUUGCAUGCUUUCCAACACCACAGCCAUUGCCGAAGCUUGGUCCGCCUUGUCUCACAAGUUCGACUUGAUGUACUCGAAACGCGCUUUUGUUCACUGGUAUGUUGGUGAGGGAAUGGAAGAAGGCGAGUUCUCCGAAGCACGUGAAGAUCUUGCAGCACUGGAGAGAGACUACGAAGAGGUUGCUAGUGACUCAAUUGAGGAGGGCGACGGGUCUGAGAUUGAGCAUUAA
This is a messenger RNA of Exophiala bonariae, 1353 nucleotides long. RefSeq lists its product as uncharacterized. NCBI's taxonomy places the organism in Eukaryota, Fungi, Ascomycota, Eurotiomycetes, Chaetothyriales, Herpotrichiellaceae. Bases 1 to 1353 code for a protein of 450 amino acids. The record is from RefSeq and is a predicted model, not a curated record. Gene Ontology annotation, molecular function: GTP binding; structural constituent of cytoskeleton. Gene Ontology annotation, cellular component: cytoplasm; spindle; microtubule. Gene Ontology annotation, biological process: nuclear migration by microtubule mediated pushing forces; microtubule cytoskeleton organization; nuclear division. The transcript is spliced from 7 exons.